Messenger RNA from Chrysochloris asiatica (Cape golden mole), 1803 nucleotides. RefSeq names its product intraflagellar transport 74 homolog (Chlamydomonas) (gene IFT74). The transcript has 19 exons. NCBI's taxonomy places the organism in Eukaryota, Metazoa, Chordata, Mammalia, Afrosoricida, Chrysochloridae. Gene Ontology annotation, biological process: intraciliary transport involved in cilium assembly; cilium assembly. Gene Ontology annotation, molecular function: beta-tubulin binding. Gene Ontology annotation, cellular component: cilium; intraciliary transport particle B; centrosome. The record is from RefSeq and is a predicted model, not a curated record. The coding region runs from base 1 to 1803 and encodes 600 amino acids.
AUGGCCAGUAAUCAUAAACCUUCAGCAGCUCGCCCUAUUUCACGAGGAAUUGGGCUGACAGGAAGACCACCUUCUGGGAUACGACCCCCAUCAGGAAAUAUUCGAGUGGCAACUGGAAUGCCACCUGGAACAGCAAGGCCAGGCUCUCGUGGUGGUCCUAUAGGGACAGGAGGAGUUCUGUCUUCUCAAAUCAAAGUUGCAGAUCGUCCGGUAACACAACAAGGUUUGAGUGGAAUGAAAACGGGAAUGAAAGGUCCACAGAGACAGAUUUUAGACAAAUCUUAUUAUCUUGGGCUUCUUAGAAGUAAAAUCAGUGAACUUACGACUGAAAUUAAUAAACUUCAGAAAGAAAUAGAAAUGUACAAUCAAGAGAAUUCAGUAUAUUUGUCAUAUGAAAAGAGGGCUGAGACUUUAGCUAUUGAAAUCAAAGAGUUUCAAGGACAAUUGGCGGACUACAACAUGUUGGUAGAUAAACUUAAUACCAAUACUGAGAUGGAAGAAGUAAUGAAUGAUUAUAACAUGCUUAAAGCUCAAAAUGAUCGUGAAACACAAAGUAUGGAUAUCAUAUUUACUGAAAGACAAGCGAAAGAAAAACAAAUUAGCCAUGUAGAGGAAGAAAUUGAACAGGAAAAGCAAGCAGCAGAUGGCAUUAUCAAAAAUAUGUCUCCUGAAAAACAAGCGAAGUACACAGAGAUGAAAACUGCAAAUGAGAAAUUGUUGCAGGAAUUAGAUGCACUUCAACAACAACUGGAUUCACUGAACAUGAAAAAGGAGGGCCUGGAAGCUGAAAUAGCGCACUCCCAGGUAAAACAGGAGGCUGUAUUGCUGCAUGAAAAACUUGAUGAGUUAGAGUCUCAUCGAGAUCAGAUGAUUGCAGAAGACAAAAGCAUGGGUUCGCCAAUGGAAGAGAGAGAGAGAUUACUGAAACAGGUUAAAGAAGAUAAUCAGGAAAUAGCCAGCAUGGAGAGACAGUUUAGGAAUAUAUGUGAGAAGGUAGACAUACAAUGGAGUCCUGGUCUUUUGAAAUUAACAGUAUAUUUUGUAUCUUUUUUAGGAGAAAUGAAUCAGAAGUACAAGGAGCUAAAAAAAAGGGAGGAAAAUAUGGACAGUUUUAUUGAGACUUUUGAGGAAACUAAGAAUCAGGAACUGGAACGGAAGGUACAAGUAGAAACCAGCAUUGUUGCGCUUUUGGAGCAUUGCAGCCGAAAUAUAAAUCGCAUGAAACAGAUAUCUUCGAUCACCAACCACGAGCUGAAGAUGAUGCAGGAUGACCUCAGUUUUAAGUCUACUGAAAUGAAGAAAUCACAAAGUACAGCUAGAAAUUUGACUUCAGAUAGUCAGCGUCUGCAGUUGGAUCUACAAAAAAUGGAGCUUCUGGAAAGUAAGAUGACUGAGGAGCAACAUUCUCUAAAAAGUAAAAUUAGGCAAAUGACUAUUGAUCUGGAGACAUAUAAUGAUUUGCCAGCUUUGAAAUCAUCAGGUGAAGAAAAGAAAAAGAAAUUACAUCAGGAGAGAACAGUAUUAUCAACUCGUAGAAAUGCCUUUAAGAAAAUAAUGGAGAAAUUAAACACAGACUAUGAGACACUGAAAACACAACUACAAGAAAAUGAGACACAUUCCCAGCUUACAAAUUUGGAGAGGAAGUGGCAACAUCAUGAACAAAAUAACUUUGUGAUGAAAGAAUUCAUAGCAGCCAAGAGUCAAGAGAGUGAUUACCGGCCAAUUAUGAAGAAUGUGAGCAAGCAGAUUGCAGAAUACAAUAAAACCAUCGUGGAUGCGCUACAUAACACUAGUAGAAACUGA